Molecule: messenger RNA, 1584 nt
Organism: Asparagus officinalis (garden asparagus)
Lineage: Eukaryota; Viridiplantae; Streptophyta; Magnoliopsida; Asparagales; Asparagaceae
Exons: 2
Coding region: 1-1584 (527 amino acids)
Molecular function (GO): zinc ion binding
Source: RefSeq, a predicted model, not a curated record
AUGGUCCAUUGUAACCGUCGUACAGACUGCAAACGGUUUUACGUGAAGAAAAUUGGUCGUGCACAUAGUUGUCUCGGAGGAGGCAUAGGAGAGAAGGGACAUCCACGGGCAUCUCGUAAGUGGGUUGCAAAUAUUGUGAAAUCCAUACUAAAAGAACAACCCACCUACCGCGCAAUUGAUCUUAAAAAGAAGCUUCUGAGAGAGUUUGGCGUUGAUAUCCCCUAUGGAAGAGCUUGGUGUGGGAAAGAGCUUGCUCAACAGGAGUUAUAUGGGUAUGCAAAACAUUCAUAUGAACAACUUAGAUGGUACAAGGAUAAAGUUAUGGAAACUAACCCAGGAUCAAUCGUCCAUCUAGAACAUGAAGAUGGCAGAUUUACUAGAUUUUUUAUCUCAUAUUAUGCUUGUUGGAAGGGUUUUGUCGAGGGAUGUAGACCAAUUUUAUUCUUGGAUGGCACCCAUCUUUUUGAUAGGUACAAGGGAACUCUACUUGCUGCUACUGCUUUGAAUGGAGAUGGAGGAAUGUUUCCUGUCGCUCUUUGUAUUUGUGGAACCGAGAAUGAGAGCAAUUGGGAGUGGUUCCUUGAAUGCAUUCGUGACGUAUUGUACAAUUCAGAUGAUCCAUAUACUCCGAAUGAUGAGCUGGUUAUAAUCUCUGAUCGAGACAAAGGACUUCAAAAUUCCGUCAAGAAUUGCUUCCCUUGUUCAUAUCACAGUUAUUGCAUCCGCCAUUUAAUGGCCAAUUAUAAGAACAACUUGUCAAAGAAAAGGUUACCAGCACCACUUAGGGAUGAUUGUGUUCAAAUUAUGAAGAGAGCUGCCUAUGCCUACACAAUGCAUGCUUAUCAUAAUGAAUGCAACGAGCUCCAGAAUAAGUCAUCUAUUGCUUUCAUUGAAAUGCUGAAUAUGAGCCCACAGAACUGGGCUAAUUGUUAUUUUCCUGGAAAGAGGUAUGGGUGGUUAACCUCAAAUCUAGCUGAGUCCUUCAACGCAUGGAUUAAGGAAGCCCGAUUUUUACCGAUAGCGCAGUUGGUUGAUCACAUCCGGGUGAAGAUGAUGAAAAUGAGCUACGAUAGACGUGAGGAAUCCAACAAAUGGACUACACCACUUGUUCCUAGUGUAGAGGAGCAUCUUGUCCUGAUCAACGAGGGUGCACGUUGUCUUCAUGUUAAUCCUUCUACGUCGAUUCUGUAUGAAGUAUAUGAUUCCCCAUCUGUUAGAGUGAAUUUGGAGUACCGCACAUGUACUUGUCGCCAAUGGCAAGUUCUUGGACUACCUUGCAAGCAUGCGGCCGCCGUAAUCAGGCACAAAGAUCAGCUAUUGUAUCCAUAUAUUUCUGACUAUUUCAGCACGGAGGUGUACCGCAAGUGUUACUCCUUUCCCAUAUAUCCAAUUCCUGAUGAUGAGAAGCCAAUUAUAACGGAUGAGAAUAUGGAGAUUAGACCUCCAUUAACCUCGAUUCGUAGAGGAAGGCCAAAAACAAAGCGGAUCCCUUCUGGACUAAAUCCUUCUAGAAUGUUGAAGUGUAGCCGAUGUAAGGAGUUCGGUCACAAUCGACGAACAUGUAACCAACCAAUAGCUGAUUGA